Molecule: messenger RNA, 820 nt
Organism: Setaria italica (foxtail millet)
Lineage: Eukaryota; Viridiplantae; Streptophyta; Magnoliopsida; Poales; Poaceae
Product: peroxidase 1-like
Exons: 2
Biological process (GO): response to oxidative stress; hydrogen peroxide catabolic process
Cellular component (GO): plant-type cell wall; plasmodesma
Molecular function (GO): heme binding; peroxidase activity
Source: RefSeq, a predicted model, not a curated record
GCCAGGAGCCAUUAGCACCCUCGCUAAAAAACCGGGCUGGCCCCGGACCCCCGGGUGCCUCUCUAUAAAUGCUAGAGCAACCGUCGAGUUAAUAAGCAAGUGCCUGCUCAUAAUCAAUUGUGUGGUUGAGCAAACAGCAGUCUCAGCUGACAGGGCCAUUCUGGCAAGGCCGGAGUUUAGAAGGAUGAGGAUGGGCGGAAGCCUGGCCGGGCCGGUGGCGCUCGUCGCCGCGGUGUGCCUGCUGCUGCCGGCGGCGAGCCUGGCGCAGCUGCAGGUGGGGUUCUACAACACCUCCUGCCCCAACGCCGAGGCGCUCGUGCGGCAGGCCGUCACGGCCGCCUUCGCCAACAACUCCGGCAUCGCCCCCGGGCUCAUCCGCCUCCACUUCCACGACUGCUUUGUCAGGGGCUGCGACGCCUCCGUCCUCCUGAAGGUGAACCCCGGCGGCGGCAGCACGGAGCGUGACGCGCCGCCGAACAACCCGAGCCUCCGCGGCUUCGAGGUGAUCGACGCCGCGAAGGCCGCCGUGGAGCGCAGCUGCCCGCGCACGGUGUCCUGCGCCGACAUCCUCGCCUUCGCGGCCCGCGACAGCGUCAACCUCACCGGCAGUAACGCCUUCUACCAGGUGCCCGCGGGUCGGCGCGACGGCAACAUCUCCAGGCAGGACGACGCUCUAGAUAACCUCCCGGGUCCGAACAGCACGGCGCAUAACCUCACCGAUGGGUUCGGCCGCAAGGGCCUCAGCGCCGAGGACAUGGUGGUGCUCUCCGGUUCCCACACCAUCGGCCGCUCCCACUGCGACUCCUUCCUGUUCAAGAAC